Penicillium cosmopolitanum is the source of this 735-nucleotide messenger RNA. Its product is annotated as Tim17/Tim22/Tim23/Pmp24 family protein. The coding region runs from base 1 to 735 and encodes 244 amino acids. The transcript is spliced from 5 exons. Gene Ontology annotation, cellular component: peroxisomal membrane. The record is from RefSeq and is a predicted model, not a curated record. NCBI's taxonomy places the organism in Eukaryota, Fungi, Ascomycota, Eurotiomycetes, Eurotiales, Aspergillaceae.
AUGGAUGCGCUUUUGUCCCGCCUAGAUGAACUCGUCCUGAAACCCGAAUUCCAACCUCUUCUGUCGCUCUUAAAAGGCGCGCGCAAUGGUGUCGUCUACGGAUCGAAAGUGCGGUUUCCGCAUGCUCUGGUGAUCGUACGUGUUGACACAUUCCUCCUUAUUCCCGCCUUCUUAUAUCCCCGUGUUUCGUCCUAUCGCAUUCCGAUUUCCCUCGGGCUAACCAAGCCGAACCGCUAUAGAUUCCGACAAAAGAUCAAGCUAGUCUUGAAUGCCACACGCCUACAUGCGCGAAACCUCGCCACAUUCGCAAUCAUCUAUAAAUUUUCCAUGAUUGUCUUGCGAAACCUCGACACCUCCGGUGCCGCGAAAGAAGGCCGCUACGAUAGCUUCUUUGCCGGAUUAAUGGGUGGAUAUGCGGUCUUUGGCCGACAACGGGGGAGUAUCAGCCAGCAGAUCGUCAUCUACGUCUUCGCCCGCGUGAUGCUCGCUAUCGGCAAACUGGCCAUCCAACCCAACAUGCACCCACUCUCAUCCCUCAUCACUCCCGACGCCCGCACAAAGAUGACCGAUAAUGCCUGGCCCGUCUUCGCCAGCAUGACCUGGGCCUCGGUCAUGUAUAUUUUCCGCUGGUACCCGGAUACCCUUGCCUCCAGUCUGCGGAGCAGUAUGGUAUACAUUUAUGCUGAUUCGGAUCACUGGGACUCAUUACGGACACUGUUGCUACAUAACAAAUGA